AGAAAAACACCAGUCAUCUAACUUUGAUAAAUGGACCUUUAAUUGUCAUGUCUGAUUCUGAAAGUCCACAUGGUCGAACGGAAUAGCAUUCUGGAUUUCCUGGGUUUUACAAAACAGCGUCAGUUGGAUUCGGCCAUCACCACUGACCCCUUGUGAGAAACAAGUCAGUGUAAAUUUUGACAAACAAGCAUUUGGCUGGAUUAUUGGAAACAAAAGUUAUAGUGAGCCUUGAUCCAGACAUGCCUAAAAGGCUUACUGUGUUUCGUAUUGUUAACGGCUGUCAGUUUAAAUUGAUAUCUUUUUAAGUUUUAGUGACCACUUCAACGAUCAACAAGCGCUGUAGGUCUUUCACUCCGUGCGUCAGUGCAUUUCUAAAGAUGCCAUUCAAAUGUGUGCUCCAUGAAAAGUAUGACUCCAUCUGUAUGCAGGACUUGAUAUAUGCUAUAUCACAGCUGUGACAGUCUCUCUUUCGCUCAGGGGUGAGUCUCUUCAGCACCUCCUCAGCGCUGUCCACGCGCCCCUUUAACAUAUCGGCGCUCUUCAGUUGGAAGCAGUCACGGCGCGCAAAGACUGUACGAGCACAUCGGAGCAUUGUGCGGAGCCAAUUUGCUUUGCUUGUCCAACCUUUUUGUCCUUUUCAUCCAAGCGCGUCAGGCAGGCUACAUUAUGGGCUUAUUAAAAGGAAAAAUCAGGUUGCAGAGAGGAUCUCCUCUUCGAUGCCGCUGAGACAAACUUGAGGAAUAUUUGCAGAUGAAGAAGAUGAAUCUGCCGUAAAGACUGAAAUACUUCUAUCCGUUCAGAAGUGGCGUAGUUUAGUGAAAAUCUAGUUGCAGAUGAGAUGCUGUAAUCCACGUGAGACAAGAGAGAGAGACAGUAAGCUAUCAUGGACACCUGGAUCUUCCCAUCGUCUCCUCCGAACCUGUCGGAGCACCUCAUGUAUGAUAGCUUCAUGCAGGGCAAUGAGUCCGACCUCCACGGGAACUACACAGACCACAGCUUCAACAGAACCAGCACGGUGGUCAUCACCUGCAUGUACUUUCUAGUUUGCACCGUGGGACUCUGCGGAAACGCCCUCGUCAUCUACGUCAUCCUGCGCUACGCCAAGAUGAAGACAGUGACCAACAUUUACAUCCUCAACCUGGCAGUGGCUGACGUGCUCUUCAUGCUUGGCCUGCCGUUCAUCGCCAUCCAGUUGGCGCUGGUCCACUGGCCGUUUGGUCCUGUGCUCUGCAGGGUGGUGAUGACCGUCGACUCACUGAACCAGUUCACAUCCAUCUUCUGCCUCAUGGUCAUGAGCAUCGACCGCUACCUGGCUGUGGUGCAUCCCAUUAGGUCCACAAAGUGGCGCAAGCCACGCAUGGCCAAGACUAUUAACUUAACAGUGUGGGGGGUGUCGCUAAUGGUUAACCUGCCCAUUGUUAUCUACAGCGGCGUCAUCGCAAAGCACGACAGCUGCUUCUGCACCAUCGUGUGGCCUGAGCCUCAAGAGGCCUACUACACAGCGUUCAUGUUCUAUACCUUCAUCCUGGGCUUCUUCCUGCCCCUCAUGGUCAUCUGCCUUUGCUACUUGUUCAUCAUCAUUAAGGUGAAGUCCUCAGGUAUCCGCGUGGGCUCCUCCAAGAGGAAGCGCUCAGAGAGGAAGGUAACUCGGAUGGUGUCCAUCGUGGUGGCAGUGUUUGUCUUCUGCUGGCUGCCUUUCUAUGUCUUCAACGUCACCUCGGUGACGGGGACCAUCAGCACCACUCCCAUCUUGAGGAGCACCUUUGCUUUCGUGGUGGUUCUGGGAUAUGCCAACAGCUGCGCGAAUCCCAUCCUCUACGCCUUCCUGUCGGAGAACUUCAAGAAGAGUUUCCAGAAUGUUUUAUGUCUUAAGAAGGUGGGUGGGCUGGAUGAGGCUGACCGCAGCGAUAGCCGGCAGGAUAAGUCUCGCAUGAUGAAUGACCCCACGGAGACCCAAAGUACUCUGCUGAAUGGCGACCUCCAGACCAGCAUCUGAGAGGAAGGUGAUAGGACUUGCAUGUGCACAGACAGACGGCCUUCUCUGUGAAAUAAUAAAUAACAAUCAGCUCUUAGAGAGGAAGAUGACAUGAUUAAAUAUUAAACAAGGAGUUUAGAGAGGAACAUGUCCCUUGUUAAGGAGGACAAAGCACCAGCAGAAAAGAAUAACAAACAAAUGUGGAACUACACUGAUCCGCUGUCUGCCUUUGACACAUUGUUGGGUUUCCCUGGCUGUAAACAAAUCCAUUAUAACAUAAUUGCAAAGGUGUUUGCUCUGUGCUUUUAAAUGAAUAUGAAAUCUGUUUGACUGUUUGUUCUCAGUGUAUUAACUCUGAGGUAAGGCCCACUUGCAAUUGGUCCCCUGGUGGACAUGAAUUUUCCCUGGAGACCCAGGAUUAUAUACACAGUUUACAGCAGAGGGCCUGUGCCAAGUUUCCACAGUCCCGUAUUGUGCAAAUAUAACAACAUAACAGUGUGCACAUACGCUGCGAAACAACAUACUGUUCUUAAAACUGGCAACCUAAUCAUUCCUCUAUUUUUGUGUCUGUCUCGCCUGCAGGUUAUUUUCUACGGAGGGUGGUUUGACUGUAAAUGACUGUACAGAGAAUGGGCAAAGAGACUGUAUAAGGAGUCAGAGCAUUUUAUAUGUAGUUGUAUUUAGUUUUGGAACUGCAAAUCUGACUGAAAUUUUUUUUUCCCAGACACAGAACGUAAUGAAUGUCAGUGCUAUUGAUUCUGGUCUUCUGUAGUAAAACUGUCUGAUGUGAUCUGUGACCAAUUUUACUUGUGAUAGAUGUGCAUCAAAUGUAAACAGUCAAUAAUCAGUCAAUGGGCAAAUCUUUUCACUGUGUUCCUCGCUGCUUCAUUAUAGCUACAUGCAUAAUUUAUAUUACAUAUUGGCUCGGUCGAUAUAGCGGGUCAGACUCUAACCAAAGUGCUGCUAAGAUGUAUAGUAACUACAAUAAUGUUGUAUUAUAUUAAGUAAUGUCUUUGUAUCCUGGCUUCUACUGGAUUAACGGCUUAUUUACAUAAUUUAUGUAUACCUUGUAAUAAUGUUGCUGUGAGUUUGCAGUUGUCACAGUAGCUGCAUUUAUCACAAAAUGCCAGACUGCAUGAUUCUAAAUUGUUCUAUAUGAAUGCUGAGUAGUGGCUCAUGUUUUUUAUGUCAUCUGAGAGUCAUCUAUAAAAUGAUAAAAUGAUUUAAUAAUAAGCUACAGAGAGAAUAAUAAUAAUAAUGACUCUGUUUGCUUGUAUUUGAAUACAGGUAUACAAAGUGGAUGGGUCACUAUUCUGGUCGUACUGAGGAAGUGCAAUGACAUUUAAGCAGGAUGUAAAAAAAUUGGAUUUUAAGAAAUGUUCACUUUAUUGUAAUUUCACUUUGUUGUAUUACAGUCUGUUGUUUCUCUUUGGUUACUUCUCUGUUUCUCUAAUUUUUUUUGGACUGAUUGGAGAAUACAAUGGGCUUCAGAUGUCCUAUGCUGCCUCCCAUUGAGAGCUACUUGUAAACACUUUGUAUGCUGACGCUCGCCCAUCCUCCUCAUCCUCUGUGGCAUUUUGGGCGGCCACAUUUCAAGUGUGGUUUCUGUCCCCGGGUGCCUGAGAAAUGUGAAUUUGAAAAGGGCUAGAACACUUAUCCUCAAGAGGCUCUGGUGUUCCUUUAUCGUCAUCACUCUGCUGCUCCAGGAGUCCACAGUCCAUCCUGUGACUCCCUGUCUGUUGCCGUAGUCAGAUUACCAUCUAUAUAAGUUAUUCGACCUUUACCCUACAUAUGCCGGUUCCCUCAUACACACCAAAGCCUGUGACAGAUUAUGAUUAAUGUGAAAAAGAAUCCUGAAUGUGUGUGUGUGUGUGUGUGUGUGUGUGUCGCAUUGAUCUUUCAAAAACGUGAGGUAUAUGUGUUACUGUUGAUAUUUAAAUGUAUAUAUAUAUUCAAAACAUACAAACCACUCUAAGCAUGUUGUUUUGAGAUAUAUAAUUUCUUCAUGUGUCUGUCUUACAAGAUACACAGAAGCACACACAUCCAUGAUAUUUAUAUUCAACACCUAUCCAAUCUUCAAUCUGAAUUUGUUACCUGGCCUGUGAUGUCUCAUUACCGCUGAAAGACUUGAUACACCUCAAGUGCGUUUCCAUAGCAACAGUGACCAAGAGCGUUAGUCCCAUGGUUACAUUCAUUAGGAUAACAGUAAUAUAGAGAUGACUCUGGACAUGAAUUAUGAAUAUAGACAUUGCUCAGAUGACUUAAGAAAAAUAAAUAAAUAAAGGCUACCAUCCAGCGCGCUGUGAAACCAAACACCUCAGUUACAUUAAACCUGAUUAAAAUGUAUAGUUUGUGUUAGUGUGCAGUAUUAAAUGUAAAAACAAACCAAACACCUUACUUUAGAGAACACAAUGUCAUUGGUUACUGUUAAUCCAGACUGGACACGCAUACGUUAUACAAUAUCAACCAACUGUUGUGGAGUUAUUGUAGUAAUUACAUUUCCAGCAAAGACUUUUCUUACAACAAUGCUAAUAGUUUAUUUUGCAGCUUUUUUUUUUUUUGAAUAGCUGCAUUUCCACCUAGUAUUUGUUCCAUCUGUGUUUUGGUUUAGAGUAAUUUUAGUGAUGAGACUUAUUUCAAUUGCUCAAAUGCUAUGUUAAAGGUUUACUGUUUCCGUGGAAAGUUUGCAUUAAAUAUGUUCUUCCAGUUCCUGUUCUUAUUGAAUAUACUGAAUCAAGAUUAAUGGAGCAAACCAAGAUUGUGUAUACUUGUGCUGAAACUAAAUAAAGUCAGUAAUAAGUUACAUUAAGUUUUUUUUCUUUUAGUGAAAUAUUGUCAAAUGCCACUCUCUGUGAAAAAAUAAAAAGAUACACAACAUUUAAAUAAAAAGCCAUUUUUAUAUUAAUGUUAAAAUAUUGCAUGUUUACAUUAAAUUAAAAGUUUAGAUCUUCUUCGAGAAUUAUUUCACCAAGUUGUUUGAAUCACAUGUACAAAUUUAAGCAUGUCACAUGUAAUUUGGUAAUGUAAAUGCCUGCUGCUAAUUACUGUAGAAAUGUACAGUAUGUUAUAACAGAAAAAAAGUCUUAUUGCAAGGCUCACUCAUGUAUAAAUUCCUUGUCUUUACAU
Molecule: messenger RNA, 5101 nt
Organism: Micropterus salmoides (largemouth bass)
Lineage: Eukaryota; Metazoa; Chordata; Actinopteri; Centrarchiformes; Centrarchidae
Product: somatostatin receptor type 2-like
Exons: 2
Coding region: 884-1996 (370 amino acids)
Biological process (GO): neuropeptide signaling pathway; cellular response to estradiol stimulus; cellular response to glucocorticoid stimulus
Cellular component (GO): neuron projection; membrane
Molecular function (GO): somatostatin receptor activity; neuropeptide binding
Source: RefSeq, a predicted model, not a curated record